UCCUGAAACACAACCUUCUCUAAUCUGCAGAAUGGCGAGCAGUAGUUGCACCAAGUCCUUCUGCAGCAAUUAUAUGCUACUAAAGCCAGAAGAAUGUAGUGUAUCUGAUUUGGCAAGAAUUUUGUUUUCCAGCAAAAAUUUGGGACAAAAAGAAUUCGUUGAUGUAGACAUCCCUAAUGAAGAAUUGAACAUGACUAAGGAGCCUUUGUCACGUAGAUGGGUGUUUUUUAUUUCCAUUCUAGUCCAGAAGGUUUUAAUCAAAAUUUCUAAACCUUUAGCAGGGUUUGGCAAUACCAUUGAAUACUGGCUUAACCUUCAAAACGUCAACGGUGGAUUCUUCCGUCUUAUUUUCAACUCCUUAAGAGGUAGAGCUGUAAUACCGGAUAAGGAAUCGGCAGAGUACUUGUCAUUUAUUGGAAAUUUGGAUAAAAGAUUUGAGCUGGAUUUUAGUAAAAUUGUUGAAGAAGUUGGAGGAUGUAAAAGAUAUGAUGAGGCAAUCAGCAUAAUGGCUGCAAAAGCAGCUUACGAGAACAAAGCAUGGAUUCAAAAUACUGUCAACCAACACUGGAAGAUGGAUUUCGUGGGCUCCUUUGAUUUCUGGAAUGAUUAUCAAGAGAAAGCUACAACACAAGCAUUUGUGCUUCAAGAUAAAAACGUGGACGCUGAUUUGAUUGUUGUUGCAUUUAGAGGAACUGAAUUCUUCAAUUCUGAUGAUUGGAUCUCCGACUUUAAUCUCUCUUGGUAUGACAUUCCCGGCAUGGGCAAAGUCCAUGCCGGAUUUAUGAAAGCUCUCGGCUUGCAAAAGAGCCUCGGCUGGCCUAAAGAAAUUGAACAAACUGAUACUAAUAAUAUUAAUCAGCCAUCUCCAGCCUAUUAUUUCCUAAGAAAAUUGCUCAAACAACUUCUAGAGAAAAAUGAAAAUGCAAAGUUUGUGGUUACUGGUCACAGCUUAGGUGGAGCACUAGCAAUUUUGUUUCCAGCAAUAUUAGCAUACCAUGAGGAAUCUUGGCUGUUGAAAAGAUUAGGCGGCGUUUAUACAUUUGGUCAACCAAGAGUUGGAGAUGAAAAUUUCGUUGAUUAUAUGAAGGAACAAUUAGCAAAGUAUGAGGUCCCAUACUAUAGAGUUGUGUACAGCAAUGACAUGGUACCAAGAUUACCAUAUGAUAAUUUAACUUUCAUGUUCAAGCACUUUGGAACUUGCAUCUAUUACAAUAGCCUCUACAAAAAACAAAUUUUAGGUGAAGAACCAGACAAGAAUGGUUUGGCUCUGUUACUGUUUUUACCGAAGAUGUUAAAUGCGGGUUGGGAGCUGAUCAGAAGCUGUAUUCUACCAUGUGUAAACGGAUGGAAGUAUCAAGAAGGUGGGCUUCUUCUAUUCAUGAGAGUGGUAGGGUUGCUACUGCCAGGCAUACCUGCUCACUGUCCUCAGGAUUAUGUUAAUGCCAGCAGGCUUGGAUCACUCAAAACGUCUCAAAGUAGCAAAAGAUUGGCAUAAUUAUUGGCGAGUUUGUGUUUUUUUAAGCGUACUUAUUAGUUUUUCCCUGCACCAAUGUAGAUAUUUAAAUUGUUUUGAAGUUUUGAACCGCGUCCUUGGAGAACAAAGCAAGUAAGAUUUGAUAAGUGAUCUCAACUUUAAAUUA
Messenger RNA from Solanum pennellii, 1640 nucleotides. RefSeq lists its product as uncharacterized. Gene Ontology annotation, molecular function: triacylglycerol lipase activity. Gene Ontology annotation, biological process: lipid metabolic process. The record is from RefSeq and is a predicted model, not a curated record. NCBI's taxonomy places the organism in Eukaryota, Viridiplantae, Streptophyta, Magnoliopsida, Solanales, Solanaceae. The transcript is spliced from 5 exons. The coding region runs from base 32 to 1495 and encodes 487 amino acids.